Molecule: messenger RNA, 1374 nt
Organism: Daldinia childiae
Lineage: Eukaryota; Fungi; Ascomycota; Sordariomycetes; Xylariales; Hypoxylaceae
Exons: 1
Coding region: 1-1374 (457 amino acids)
Source: RefSeq, a predicted model, not a curated record
AUGGCAAGGGCUCUUGUCAGUGCUUCUCUGGGUGCCGUUGCUUUGUUGGCAACGGCAUCUAUCCUGACUCUUGAAGUCGUCGUAGCUCAAGGGCUUUGGGGAUCACCCUCCCCAGCUAAAUUCGCUGCAAUUGUCGCCUCAGCGUUCGAAAUAAUAAUAUUGAUAUUGCUAAUUAUCCUUUUUACUAAAUGUGUUGGACGGGGAAUGGAGUUUGGUAGAAGAAAGUCUAAUGGGAUCUGGUUCGCGUUGGGACUUAUUGGAAGUGUAUUGGCAUCGGCUGCAUCGGUUGUGAUGCUGGUUACGUUGGGAAGACCGGAGGGAUUACCUAAAACGAUAUUACAAACGCCAUUGACGAAUUGGCGUAUCGGAACUUCAAUCACACUUGUUAUUGCUUUCGUGGGACAGCUCGCUUUUAUCGUCGUCUAUUUUGUCGUCCACAGGUUGCCCGACUCGGAACAGGCGCUGUCACUUCACACUAAUGAGGAUAGCUCUCGACAGCUGCCGAGGCAUGUGAAAUCUAUUCCUUACAGUCGAACGGUGCCUGCUACGAGCCAGACUACGAUCGGGAAGCGGACACCGACGGAUUAUCCAACGCCACCGGGCUCGAGCGCUGGCAAGUCGAUGGCUGAGACUAUGAGUUCAAUCCGUACCUCUGUUUCUCAGGCCGUACGCCCGAUUGGAGCUCAUACUAGAUUACUUUCCUCGGGUUCAAGAACUGGGCGCCGUCCAGCUUCUAUUGACUCAAAUGGUUAUCGAGAGCGAGCGAGCGUGACCGUAUCGGAGGAUGGCUUUGAUUCUUGGGAUACUUCCUCAGUCGAUACUCAGAACCGGCAAUUAAUCGUGGAGACAAGCCCGCCCAUCCGAUCAGGUAGAUUUUUGGAAACUAUUCCCGCGAGCCCGACAACUAGUAGAAGCCCGAGUCCUGGAAACGCUUUGGACUUCGAACCUCCAAACCCAAACCGUAAUCGUAGAAGCCGGAGUUACAGCCCGCUCCCUAGGCCACCACAACACGAGCGUAGCAUGACGCCUCAAUCUAUAUCAGGCGAGCUACAUAUUCAUCCGCUCUUCCGAUCUGAUUCUCCAGCACCACCAGCGGUCACUCCUGGAACGGUGGUUAUUGCAGCGCCCAAUGCAGGACAGACAAUAUCAGAGAAGUCUCUCACUCGAAUGCGUAGUAGCAGUUUAAUAGCGGGCUCCGGGCCCCUUAGCCGGCAAGGCAGUUAUGACAGCUUCCGGAAGACACCGAGCCCUAAUACAGAUCGCCUUCGUGUAGAGGAGCUAGCUGUAGAGAGAAAAAUGACGCCCCCGAUUCCUGACUGGAUUCUGAAUGCCGGAUCAACGACAAGCUUGUCCGAUUAUCAGGUCAAGAAAUAG